GAUUAAUUUAAUUAGUUAAUUUUUAAACUUUGUCUUCUACUUAUUAUGUAAAUAUUCAUUGAUGGAAUACAUUUCUUCACUAUGUUAGAAAAAGUUCUAGACACAUUCCACUAUUUAAUGAUAAAAUAAAAUGCCAUCAGUCAUCAGACAAGGAUGAUACAUCAAUGAUGACAGUACCAGAACCAAGAAUUAAAAGAAAAUUUUCAGGUCAUAGAAAUUCCAGGACAAUGAUCAAAGAAGCCACAUUUUGGGGUGAAAAUUUUGUUAUGAGUGGGUCUGAUUGUGGACACAUAUUCAUUUGGGAUCGGUACACAUCACAGUUGGUAAUGGUUUUAGAAGCUGACAAUCAUGUAGUGAAUUGCUUACAGCCACAUCCAUUUGAUCCAAUAUUAGCAUCAAGUGGCAUAGAUCAUGAUAUAAAAAUUUGGGCUCCUUCACAACAAGAACCUAUAUUUGAUGAGAAAAAAGCAAAAGAAAUUAUAGGAAGAAAUGAAAUAAUGUUAGAAGAAACAAAAGACACAAUCACAGUUCCUGCUUCAUUUAUGAUUAGAAUGCUUGCAUCGUUAAAUAAUUUGCGUUCUGCUGGAGGAAUAUCAGGAUGGAGACGUUUCAUGAGGGAUGACCGAUUAUACGAACAAUAAAAAGCACAAAUUAUUGCACCCGUUUGCACAAAGACAGCAUUGUCUUCAGUUAUAGAUCAUUGUAUAUCUUUCUGUGAUAACAGAGUUUUCCAAACUUUAUUUAUUAAUAUAUACAGAAUGUAAUAUAUACAAAAUAUUUACUAUAUAACUAAUAAUUCCCCAUUCAUUAAAAUUGCACAUUGGCAUUUGAUUUAUUAAAAAUAAUAAUCAGUAAGAUUUUGUAAUGAAAUUGUUGCAAAUAGAAAAUACAAGCUCAAUGAAAAAUUAUAUACUUACAAAAUGUAUUUUCCUUAUACAUCAUAAUUUUCAUUAAAACUAGUCUGUAACAACAUAUUUGUUCAUUGUUACUAGUACUUAAAUGCAGUAGAUAAUUUUGUUAGUUGAUAUUAAAAUUUUGUUUUGAAUGA
Molecule: messenger RNA, 1048 nt
Organism: Centruroides sculpturatus (bark scorpion)
Lineage: Eukaryota; Metazoa; Arthropoda; Arachnida; Scorpiones; Buthidae
Product: DDB1- and CUL4-associated factor 6-like
Exons: 6
Coding region: 165-641 (158 amino acids)
Biological process (GO): positive regulation of transcription by RNA polymerase II
Cellular component (GO): Cul4-RING E3 ubiquitin ligase complex; cytoplasm
Molecular function (GO): protein binding
Source: RefSeq, a predicted model, not a curated record